Molecule: messenger RNA, 1455 nt
Organism: Stylonychia lemnae
Lineage: Eukaryota; Ciliophora; Spirotrichea; Sporadotrichida; Oxytrichidae
Source: the annotation of a GenBank genome assembly
AUGCAAAUGCAGUAGAAUAAUAACAACCAGUACCCUUACAGGUAUUCAGAUAGUUCUGAAGAAGAAGGCGACUCUGAUGGCGACCACUUAAAAUAACGCCAGGAUGAGAAAUAUGAUUUAGACUCUGAAGACGGAUAAAGAGCCUGCAAAAGAUUUUUAAACUAAGUAGAGAGACUUUGCGAAGUAUUUAAAGCUAACUGUGCACAUAGAAGUUACCGAGAGUAAUUUUCCAAAGCUUACAAAGUCCUGUAUAAGGAAGGUAGCCUUUGCUACCUCACUGAGAUACUAGAUUCUGCUUAAGAAGGGUUUCCAUAUCUAUGGGUAAACGGAGAGAAAUAUGUAUUUUCUCAGGAAGUUUUAGAUGCUGGUCGCAAGUUGUUUUAACAAUUCAGAAUAAUACAAAGUAUAAUUAGAAAUAUUUAUGAGAGAAUUAUUGAGGAUACUGUGAAUGUUACUGUUUAAGAAAUUAUUGAGGACAUGGCAAAGCACCUUGAAGAGUUUGACUCAACCUGGGUUGCUUAUGAGUAGAUAUAUGUACUGGAGCUGAUGCUGAUAGAGGCAGAUGCUAGAAGGUAUAUUACAGAGGCUAUUGAAUGCGAGAAAAAACUUGCUCAAAUAGAAAUCAAAGAAAAAUCAAGAGGUAGAAUCGUUGUAGAUUCUGCUGAAUACACUGCAAAACGUACAAAGGUCAUUCAAAUUUUAGGGAAAAUAAAUUCUGUUGCAAAUCCAGAGGGCAUGGGCAGAGAUGAUCUCGGCAAUGAAAUCUUACUAGCAGCAGAAGGAAUCUUCCGUCGAAUCUCGCCCACUCAGUCUAAGGCUGUAAGAGGUCUAGCCGAGAGAAUUAAAAAGAGCUUUCAAGAUUUCCGAGCAUUACUUAGAAAAUAUGAAUCUAACAUUGAAAUUGUUGAUCCAUAGCUAAAAAACAACUAGGAAUUAGUAGAAAUCUUAGUUGAAUUCGAGAACAGCUGGUCUCAAGGGCUAACUUAUUUCCUAGACAAUAAGAAAUGCCAUUAACUAUUGCAUUUCUCAUCAGUAAUAGAGGCUACAGCUGAAAAGCAUAAACAGUUUGCUGAGCAAUUAGAGUAAAGAGAUUCUGAAAUUUUCUUCAUUAUACCUUCUCUGCUCAUACUGCAAUCACUUGAAAAUGAUGAUAAAUAAAUUUGCAGUUUCUUCUAUCCUAAUAUGUUCGAUCCUGCUACCAAGCAAGGUCAAUAGCUCAAACUCCUGAAAGAAGAGUACGAGUAUGGCCGUCAAAAAAUGAAGAGCGAUUACGACUUUUACAAUCUAGUUGAGAAAUGUUUAUUAGAAAUCGAUUUAGGCCCAAAUGACAAAAACUGGGUUGAAGAGCUGCAUAUAAAGGAAAAGAUUAUUAAGGAAAUAAAAGUACUAGCGAUGAUGCUGAGUAGAUUCAAACCAGCUGAUUGGAAUAAAUUCUUAGAUGUAGUUAUCAAAUGA